ACAGUUACGUAUAUGAAAAAACUGUUAUCCAAUUAUUGAGGACUUUGGACUUUAGAUACAAAUUAAUUUUAUUGUGUUACUGAAGAACUAAUAAUUGAAUAGCAAUAUUUUAAAUUAUUGUUGUAAAAGAUGUUUACUGCGUGUUUUAGAACACUAAAAGUUAGUAAUAAAUAUGGGUUAUUGGCACGAUAUGAAUCUACGUUAGUUAUCGCAGAACAUAAUAAUGAAAUUGUUCUUCCUAUUACCUGUAAUGCGUUAAGCGCAGCAAAAAAAAUUGGCGGAGAUGUAACAGUUUUAGUUGCUGGUAAUAAAUGUAAAAAAGUAGCAGAAACUGUUAGUAAAGCUAAUGGUGUGUCUAAAGUGCUUGUAGCAGAAAAUGAUGCAUUUAAAGGAUUUUUACCAGAAGCAUUAACUCCUCUGAUUAUUGCAACUCAAAAUCAACAUAAAUUUACACAUAUUUUAGCUGGUGCCACUGCCUUUGGUAAAGCAUUAUUACCAAGAGUUGCAGCUAAAUUAGAUGUAUCUCCUGUAAGUGAUAUUAUUGGAAUCAAGACUGCAGAUACAUUUGUUCGUACAAUUUAUGCUGGAAAUGCAAUUCAAACUUUAAAAUGUAAAGAUAAUGUAAAAGUAAUUUCGGUGAGAGGUACUGCGUUUGAAGCAGUACCUUUAGAAGGGGGCAGUGCUAAGUGUGAGCCUGCACCAAACGGUGAAUACAAAUCAUCAUUAGUAGAAUUUGUCAAACAAGAGUUGAGCAAAUCUGACAGGCCAGAAUUAACAUCUGCAAAGAUUGUUGUAUCAGGGGGAAGAGGGAUGAAAUCUGGAGAAAACUUUAAAUUAUUAUAUAGUCUAGCAGAUAAACUUAAUGCAGCAGUUGGUGCUUCGCGUGCUGCUGUCGAUGCUGGUUUUGUACCUAAUGAUUUACAAGUCGGACAAACUGGAAAAAUUGUUGCUCCAGAUUUAUACAUUGCCGUGGGUAUAUCUGGGGCAAUUCAACAUCUUGCCGGUAUGAAAGAUUCAAAGAUAAUUGUUGCAAUUAACAAGGAUCCUGAAGCUCCAAUCUUCCAAGUAGCUGAUUAUGGUUUGGUUGCUGAUUUAUUUAAAGCUGUACCUGAACUUACAGAAAAGUUGUAAAUUUUAACUUGAUAUUUUAUACGUAUAUAUGUGUAGAUCAGUAUGUAUACAACAAAUUUAUUAACAA
Osmia lignaria (orchard mason bee) is the source of this 1198-nucleotide messenger RNA. It is a transcript of the gene wal, whose product is annotated as electron transfer flavoprotein subunit alpha wal. Gene Ontology annotation, biological process: fatty acid beta-oxidation using acyl-CoA dehydrogenase. NCBI's taxonomy places the organism in Eukaryota, Metazoa, Arthropoda, Insecta, Hymenoptera, Megachilidae. The record is from RefSeq and is a predicted model, not a curated record. Gene Ontology annotation, cellular component: mitochondrion. Gene Ontology annotation, molecular function: flavin adenine dinucleotide binding; electron transfer activity.